Molecule: messenger RNA, 2325 nt
Organism: Mycosarcoma maydis (corn smut)
Lineage: Eukaryota; Fungi; Basidiomycota; Ustilaginomycetes; Ustilaginales
Product: putative fructose-2,6-bisphosphatase
Exons: 1
Coding region: 1-2325 (774 amino acids)
Biological process (GO): fructose 2,6-bisphosphate metabolic process; fructose metabolic process
Cellular component (GO): cytosol
Molecular function (GO): fructose-2,6-bisphosphate 2-phosphatase activity; ATP binding; 6-phosphofructo-2-kinase activity
Source: RefSeq, a predicted model, not a curated record
AUGUCGCAAAAGGCCGUAGAUAUCCCCGUCCGCCAGGCUGGCGAUGGCGAUACUGGUGAUACUGGGGGUGCAGCAGACCAAAGCAGCGCCAUCGACAGCUCAGGAUCAUCGCCUGUCAUGCCUCAGGCUUUUGUGCGCCAUCGUCAUCUGAGUGGUGGACCAGGUGUCGGUCCCGGCACCGCAUCUCCUGGCAGGUACAGCGUCACGCAAGCACAGCAGCUCGUUCAAAGGAUGGCGCAGCAAGAACAAGUACAGCGGGAAGCCGCUGCGGCCAAUAGCCAGCAGACGCAGCAGCAAGCAGCGCGAGAUCUUGCGCGCUCUACGUCCGUCCGCGGUUCCGCCCGAAAGCUCUCCGGAGGUACUCCUGUGUUCUCGUCGGCGUCUCCUCGCCAUUUUUCGCAGUCAAGGCCCGCACCUUUCCCACAAGCUUCUCAGAGAGAGGCGUUCGAUGUCGCAGUGGCUUCCAGCAACCUCGCUUCGAGCUCCGACGGCCUUCAAGCCUUGUUGCGCGAUCACCCUGAGCUGGUUUCGAGCAGCUUGGCAGCGGCGGCUGGUCCGAACUUAGCCAAGACGGGCGCUUUCAGCACUCGAUCCGGUAGUCACGCAGGCAGCAAGUCCAACAGUAUCCCAGGAACGCCGUUCGAAGGAUCUGAUGUGCAAGGGCAAGGUCCACUCCUCGCAAUGGGAGGUUCGCUUUCCAAUUCGUUCCAUGCAUCACAGAACCAGACUCAGCAACAGCAGCAACAGAACGCGGUCACGUCGCCCACGCAAGACUAUGGUCGAGGACGGAUCCUGAAGGAUGCACCCAACGUGGGUGAAGGCGGGCCGUCUGGUGGUGGUCAGAGCGGGCUGGGUGCAGCGCUUGGUCUCGGCCACGGCAUCCGCACGGGCUUAUCUACACCGAACUUAGGUGCUGCGGGUGCAAGACCGGACUACUCGGGAGCCAAGAUCGUAGUUUGCAUGGUAGGCCUGCCGGCGCGUGGCAAGAGUUAUGUCGCGAACCGCGUGCUCAAGUACCUGCGUUGGUUGGAGUACGAUGUCAAGGUGUUCAACGUCGGACAACUUCGACGUGCGCUGGCGAGGGCCAAGUACAAUACGUCUGGUGUAAAGGAGGAUCACACGGCGUCGUUUUUCGAUCCCUCGAAUCCGAGCGCUUACAAGUUGCGUUCGCAGAUGGCGGAGGAAUGCCUGGAGCAGCUGAUUGGUUGGUUGAAGCGCGGCGGCAACGUUGGUAUUCACGACGCGACCAACUCGACGCAGGCGCGUCGCAAAGAGAUUGCCGAUCGGAUCGCUAAGGAGCCUGACCUGAAGCUGGUGUUUCUGGAAUCAAUCUGUACGGACCCCAAGGUGAUUGAUGCCAACAUCGCAGUCAAAGUUAGCAGUGGCGAUCCGGAUUAUGCUGGAAUGACGCCAGAAGCUGCCAAAGCCGACUUUUUGGCACGCAUCAAGCACUACGAAGACACGUACGAGGCGGUGAAUCACGAUGGAUCCGAAUCGCACUAUUCGUACGUCAAAGUGACCGACGUAGGCAAGUCGGUGACGAUCAACCGUAUUCAAGGGUAUUUGGAAUCGCGGAUUGCGUUCUACCUGAUGAAUUUGCAUCUGACGCCACGCAACAUCUUUUUCUCGCGUCACGGCGAAUCGCAAUACAACGUGGAAGGCAAGAUCGGAGGGGACUCGGACCUGAGUCCUCGUGGAUGGAUGUAUGCCAAGGCUUUACCUCAGUUGAUCAAAGAUAAUAUUGGAGAUGCACCGUUGACGGUGUGGCAUUCGACGUUGAGGCGGACGGGGCAGACGGCGAGUGAGUUGCCGUAUCCGAAGCUGGCAUGGAAGAGUUUGGACGAGCUGGAUGCGGGCGUUUGUGACGCUAUGACAUACGAGGAAAUUGAAAAGUACUAUCCGGAGGACUAUGCUAAUCGGGAUGACGAUAAGUUUAACUAUCGGUAUCGGGGUGGCGAGUCGUAUCGCGAUGUGGUGGUUCGGUUAGAACCCAUCAUCAUGGAGCUGGAACGUCAGGAGAAUAUCUUGAUCAUCGGUCAUCAGGCUAUCAUUCGAUGUUUAUACGCCUACUUCCACGCGCUGUCGCAAGAAGACCUGCCGUACAUCAAAAUCCCGCUGCAUACUGUCAUCCAACUCACCCCCAAGGCGUACGGAUGCGACGAAAAGAGAUUCCAACUCCCCAUAGACGCCGUCGACACGCACAGACCCAAACCCCUCCGCACAGACAUAGAUCACCACCCCCCCACGCCCCCCCUCGACCCACUCGAGGACGCUGCCACCUCAGCACCCCCCACUCAGACAAACCCAUCGCUCUCACUCUCCUAG